Molecule: messenger RNA, 1179 nt
Organism: Eruca vesicaria subsp. sativa (arugula)
Lineage: Eukaryota; Viridiplantae; Streptophyta; Magnoliopsida; Brassicales; Brassicaceae
Source: the annotation of a GenBank genome assembly
UUGUUCUUCCAAAUACAGUAAACAAUGAUUGGUAGAUGAAUAAAUUUGUGGUAGAUAGAUAAAUACACUUUCCUUUUAAAAUUCAAAGCUCGAAUAAAAGUUUUAUUCUUCUUUAAUGGUGGUGGCUCUGCUCUUAGUUAUGGUUUCCGUAGAUGGUUUAUGAUCUUAAGCGGAAAUUCCUAAAGAACACCACCGACAGAUUUAGUAAUCUGUCGUUUUGGGUAUGUGAGACUUGCUAGAAGAGAAGAAGGGUUAACGGUUUUUAUGAUCGGAGAUAGAAAGUGUAGGCUUUUGUUUGUUGUUAUAAUAGUUUGUGGUCGAUGAAGAAGAUGAUUGGGAGUCCAGGAACAAUGAGUGGGCUGAUAUUGAGGUUAGGGCAGUGUGCGACUGCUGCUGCUUCCAUCGGUGUUAUGGUCUCUGCUCCUGGCUUCUCUAGCUACACUGCUUUCUGCUUCUUAGUAGCAUCUAUGGGUCUUCAAAUGAUUUGGAGCUUUGGACUUGCGUGUCUUGAUGUAUAUGCGAUAAGGAGAAGAAGUGACUUACAAAGCCCCAUCUUAUUGAGCCUCUUCGCAGUUGGUGAUUGGGUCACUGCACUUCUCUCGCUUGCAGCUGCGUGUUCAUCUGCAGGAGUUACGGUUUUAUUCACAAAAGACACUGUAUUUUGCAAACAGGCCUCUCUCUCUUGCGAUAGGUUUCAGAUUUCUGUCGGUUUAGCUUUCUUUAAUUGGGGUUUGGCUGCUAUAUCGUCUCAUGCAAUGUUUUGGAUCUUGAUAUGACAUUUGAACACACCCCAUCUCCUUCACUUUUCAAAGAACCCAUUACUAUGAAUCUUUUUUUUUUCUUUUGAUCUAACUCAUAACCUGAAAUGAGAGAGGGCAAGGGUACAAUAUCAUUUUUGGUGAAUCCCUAGGGACAAUCGAGUCUCAGUAGUAACCUCUUCAGACAUAACAUUGAUCAUGUUCGAUCUCAUCAGCAACCUUUUUCGUCCAAGAACGGUUCUGUCUCCCCUCGUUAAGGCAUGCGGAUGUUAAAAUCCUGUUGUUGUUUUUUUCUUCUUCUAAUUUUAAGGGACGAUUGGAAUCAUUAGAGUUAUGUACACACUAUCCAAUUGUUCAGUUCAGAUAGUUUAACAUAUUUACUUAUCUCAUGUCUUCAAGUCAACAUAAGAUUUUUUUUUUU